Messenger RNA from Camelina sativa (false flax), 349 nucleotides. Lineage: Eukaryota; Viridiplantae; Streptophyta; Magnoliopsida; Brassicales; Brassicaceae. The record is from RefSeq and is a predicted model, not a curated record.
CAAGUCACCAAGGACAAGAAAGAGUUCAACAUUCAUUUGGACUCGUCGGUGUCUGCUAAGCACGGCGAGAAUGGAUCCACUAUGGCAGGGUUCGAUAUCCAGAAUGUAGGGAAGCAGCUGGCUUAUGUGGUUAGAGGAGAAACCAAAUUCAAGAACUUGAGGAAGAACAAGACGACUGUUGGAGGGUCAGUGACUUUCUUGGGAGAAAACAUUGCCACUGGUGUUAAACUCGAGGAUCAAAUAGCACUGGGGAAAAGGUUUGUUCUUGUGGGCAGCACUGGGACAAUGCGAUCACAGGGAGAUUCUGCCUAUGGUGCGAACCUCGAGGUCAGGCUUAGGGAAGCUGAUU